AUCAAAAAUAUUUAUUGAAUCGUAAUGUAAAUACAAUCUUUAAAAAAUUUUUAACUGAAGAAUUAGAAGAUGCAAUUAUUGAUUAUGAUUUCAAAAUUAAAAAUCUCGAUUUUAGAACUUCUAAAGAUUUAGAAACACAAAAAAAUUGGAAAAAAUUAAUUUUAGAUAAUCAAAACAUGAUUUCAUAUUAUAAUAAUUAUAAAAAUUAUCUUAAUUAUAAAUUAGAUAAAAAUAACAUUUCAUUAGAUUAUAGUGAGAAAUUUAUCAAAAAUAGAAAAGUUAUUAAUGCAAAAGAAAAAUUAACAUUAAAAUUUUUAGAAUAUAACAAAAAUUUUUAUGAAUCAAUUCUCAAAAGAAUAGAAACUGAAAAAAAUGAUAAAGAAAAAUUUAAAGAUAAUAGAAUUUUUGAUAAAGAAAUUAAAUUAUUAAGAGAUGAAUUUUUAUCAAAAAAUAACUAUAAAAUCUCUAUAUUACAAGAAUUAAGAAAAAAUAUCUUAUCAAAUCAAUAA
Messenger RNA from Cetraspora pellucida, 509 nucleotides. NCBI's taxonomy places the organism in Eukaryota, Fungi, Glomeromycota, Glomeromycetes, Diversisporales, Gigasporaceae. The record is from the annotation of a GenBank genome assembly.